GCUUUUACGUGCGGGGCAAUGGGAAGCUUGGGCAAUGGCAGGCUGCUGUCUUAGAAUUAUGGCUGCGAGAGGCUGCCCAACCGCCGCGAGGCAUUAGAUUUUGACAGAUGCGAGCGCUCCUGCGGCUGCAGCUUGGCUGCCAUCCGACCAUGCGCGCCUGGUCGCGCCGGCGGGCACCACUGUGGCAGACGGUCCACCGCGGCUGCCCCGGACUGCUGCGCGGCGUCAGCAGCAGCAGCGACGCAAAGCUCCCGGCCGUCGUGCACCCGGCCGAGGCUAGAGCAGUGCGCGUGCUCACCGCCGUGCUGACGACCUUGCUCACGCCGCUGCACCGGCCAUCAGAAAUAAAAGACGAGUGCCAUCGCGAGAUUUUUGAUGGUCCGGAGCGGCAGGCCGGUGAGACUUUUCUCGCCUACGUGGACCGGGCGCCCAAAGCAGGUAUAGCGAGAAACUACGACGGCAAGGGCGCGGGCUCUGAUAUUUCGCUCCACUCGCACCCGUCGCUCGUGAAGCUGCACGACGCCCUCAAGCAGUUCAGCGCCGAGCGCGGGACCGCCGUGCACGGUGGAGCUAGAGGCUUCACGCAGGACGUGCUCGAGACGGUCGUCGCCAGGAAUGGUGGCGAUUCAGAGCACGCGGCGUUGAUGAUGGACCUGCUCGACAGCGACGGCGACGGCGUCGUGACGUUCGAGGAGUUCUGGGCCUACCACGUGGUCAUGGAGGACGGGCGCACGCAGAACAAGGUCGAUUUAUUACUGCGUGGGGGCACCGACGGCCGCCUCGGCCGACGCGAACUCGGGUCCUUGGUGGGGGCAACCUACCUCACAGCGAUGGGGAUGCGGGGCAAGACGAGCCAGCUACCUUUGCUGGAGGCGCUCGUCGAUCAGCGCCUCGGUGCCAUCCCCACGGGGGUCGAGGAGAGCGUCCGCCUCUUGGCCGAGACCGAGGAACCCUGGCAGGACGGCCACCCGGUCGCCACGCUCGACGUGACCGAGGCGACGACCAGUGCAUAAAUCAGAUUAUCGCGCACCCGACACUGGUUGAUUUACGCACAGGCGACGACGGUUCGAGACUUUGCCGAAACCGUCGGAAAGGUCUGCGCGAAUUAUUGCUUCGCCAUCGCGAACAAAAGCGGCACCGAGCUCGACUCCGAGGAGCUCGCGAGCUGGGUCAGGGGCGGGUCGGACAGCUACCGCUUCGUCGAGGAGCUGCUCCUGUCGACGCUGUACACGACGCGGCGGGACCGGUCGUCGCUCGUCAGGUAUCUCACCGAGCACCACGAACGGCACGGCGACGCCUCGGUGGCGGACGAGUCGCUCCUGGGCAUCCUCAAACGGGAGUUCUGGUUCCAGGGUUGACUACUAACAUGUGAUAAAC
This is a messenger RNA of Pelagomonas calceolata, 1377 nucleotides long. The record is from the annotation of a GenBank genome assembly. Lineage: Eukaryota; Pelagophyceae; Pelagomonadales; Pelagomonadaceae.